Hibiscus syriacus is the source of this 552-nucleotide messenger RNA. Its product is annotated as chloroplastic import inner membrane translocase subunit HP30-2-like. The coding region runs from base 1 to 474 and encodes 157 amino acids. The transcript has 6 exons. Gene Ontology annotation, molecular function: protein binding. NCBI's taxonomy places the organism in Eukaryota, Viridiplantae, Streptophyta, Magnoliopsida, Malvales, Malvaceae. The record is from RefSeq and is a predicted model, not a curated record.
AUGGCCAUCCACCCGGCUCUAUCAGGAGGUCCCUUGGUACAAGCUCGAAACUUUUCCGUAAUGACGGGUGUCAAUGCCGGCAUAUCUUGUGUUAUGAAAAGAUUGAGAUGGAAGGAGGACGUGCAAUUUAGGAUAUUUCUACUAGUCAUAAUCAGAGUACAGCACACCAACAUACACACUAGAAGUGUUUUUUAUCCUAUAUCUGUCCUCGAAACUUGGCCUGCAGAAAUGCAGUUUCCUCAACCACCUGUUGAGGAUGUGAAUUAUUCCAGAACGAAAUCCAUGUUAAACAGUCUCGGCCUGCAGAACUACGAGAAGAAUUUCAAAAAAGGCUUGUCAAGGCAUACCACAUUGCCUUUGCUCAUUGACAGUGCUCUUAGAGAUGUGAAAAUACCCCCUGGACCCAGGCUCCUUAUUCUCGACCAUAUUCAGAGGGACCCAACAUUAAGAGAGAAGCAAGGGUGCCGUGGGUGAAGUUUUGUCAUCGAGACCCUUCACAUCGAAGGGCAAUUUCAGGUUUAUCUGAAUCCCAAGAAGCGAGCUGAGAAGUAG